Messenger RNA from Lampris incognitus (smalleye Pacific opah), 690 nucleotides. It is a transcript of the gene tmie, whose product is annotated as transmembrane inner ear. Lineage: Eukaryota; Metazoa; Chordata; Actinopteri; Lampriformes; Lampridae. The record is from RefSeq and is a predicted model, not a curated record. The coding region runs from base 1 to 687 and encodes 228 amino acids. The transcript has 4 exons.
AUGGCGGGGGAUCAUCAGCCCGCAUGUCCUCCUCGGCUGGCUCGGCUGGGCUGGAGAACAGCGCUGCUGUCUCACUGCUUGUCCUCCGUCCUCUCCCAGGUCCCGGAUCCGGAGCUUUUGCCCACAGACCCGCCGAAGAAACCUGACCCCGUGACCUCCGAGACGGUGGUGUUCUGGGGAUUGCGGCUAUGGCAGGUCAUUGGCAUAUUUUCAAUGUUUGCGUUAGCAGUCGUGAUCACACUAUGCUGCAUCUUCAAAUGUCGAAUCCCAAGAACCAAGAAGGAGAUUGAGGCGCGACAUGCACAGAGACAGGCAGCCAAGUCAUAUGCCAACACAUUAGAGACGGUGCCUCCUCUGAACGAGCUGACGGAAAUCCCCGGCUCUGCAAAAGCGGAGGAAAAGGAAGAGGUGACAACAGUCUCUGGGAAGGUGGACGCUGAGAAAGCAGAGAAGAAGUCAAAGGAAGGCAAGAAAGAGGGCAAGGGUGCCAAAGAGGGAAAAGUAGACGAGAAGGACGCAUCGGCAAAGAAAAAGGAUGACAAAGGUGAAAAGGGCACCCCCAAGGAGGGCGGCGAAGGGAAGGGGAAGAAGACGGCGGAAAGGGGCGAUAAAAGUGAAAAGGGGGAGAAAGGAGGUGGCAAAGGAGAAGCGAAGGCGGGAGCAAAGAAAGCUGCAGCUAAAAAGUGAACC